This is a messenger RNA of Brienomyrus brachyistius, 2042 nucleotides long. RefSeq lists its product as uncharacterized. The coding region runs from base 1138 to 1866 and encodes 242 amino acids. The record is from RefSeq and is a predicted model, not a curated record. NCBI's taxonomy places the organism in Eukaryota, Metazoa, Chordata, Actinopteri, Osteoglossiformes, Mormyridae. The transcript is spliced from 4 exons.
AGUAGUAUUUAUAAAUGGCGGUGUCUGUCCCGACAUUGUGGCGGUGCCUGUCACGACAGUGUGGUAGAGUCUGUCCCGACAUUGGGAGAAGACACCUCCCCUCAGCGAGGCAGAACACCUCGAUCUUCUUGAAGAGGUAAUUUACUGGCUCGGUCAGGCAGAGGUAAUGGAGGAUCCCUCGCAAACGUUUUGCCCAGGGGCCCACACAACCCAUAAUCCGUCCCUGCCUGUGUCUGCUCCUCGUCCUCCUGUUUCUCCUUCAUUCGCUCCUGGCCCCUUUGUUCCUCCCGUUGCUGUUACCCCUGUGUCUCCCAUUUUGUUACCUCUGUGCCUGUUUGCAUUUCCCGUUGUUAGUCAGCUGCUGUCUGGGUUGUUGCCUUUGUGUCUGUUCUGCGUGUCUGUCUUGUUCCCAUGUUUUGCUUUUGUUUUCUAGGUCCCGGGUCCGUACCUCGCUCCCCUUAGGCGCGCCCGGUGUUCGCGACUUUGGGGGGGUUCUGUCGUCCGAUCCUACCGUGUGCCACGCCUCCUCAUCUACCCCGUGUGGAUUCACCAUGUUUACCGGCUGUUUGCGUUUUUUCAGAUUACUUUAGUUUAGCGUUUCUCAAACUAUGGGCCGCGGACCGGUGCCAGUUUAUGAGAGGGUUCGUGCCGGUCCGCGGAGCCUCGCUUCUCCACCAAUCAAAAUUCAGUCAGAACAGGUCAGGUAUAAUAAUUAGAAUAAUAAUAACAAUAAUAAUAAUACUAUCUAUCUAAAGUAAUAAUAUCCAUCCAUCCAUCCAUCCAUCCAUCCAUCUAUCCAUCCAUCUAUCCAUCCAUCCAUUCAUCCAUCCAUCCCCAGCGGAUGCAUAUAUGCAUGCAUAUAUGCAUCCGCGGGGGUUGGGGGCCGUCGUUUAUACAGGGCCCUGCAACCCCAAAGCCUGACAUGACUGGUCCCCAGGACAAAUAACAUUCACAAACGCUGGUUUAGUGUCUUUAAGUCCACGUCACAGUAGAUGUCCUGAGGUGGUAAUCAACAAAAGAAAAGGAGGAGAUGCAAAGGGUAAACGUGUGAAGAAGUCAAAGAAGGGUGAAGUGAACUAUUUUCCAGAUCCACCUGAAGGACAGAGUAAAGAAAAUGGAGAGGAAAAGCGGAAGAAGAUGGUGGCUGAAAUGCAGAAAAAAGAUCCUGAUCCUCAGCUUGUGGAUGAACUGACAUUCUCACAAUGCAGGCAAGAAAUCAUUGGAGAGCAGCCACUCCCUGCAGAGGUUCUUAGCAGAGGACCAGCUCUCUUUCUUGAGAGACAGGUUAGGGCAGAGUUCAGGAGAGUCGUCAUUACAGACAUUCUUCAAUCUUUUCUUGUUGGACUUGAUGCCCUGGUCCCAAGACUCCUGGAGAUAUACAAAGCAGCAACCAAGUCUGGAAAGAAGCAGGCACUCAAAGACAUUUUGGACUGUCUUGAGAAAAAUGACACCAGUGAGAGGAGAAGCACUGCUGCCUUGGUUGGUCUGCCACACUACAUAUCCCAAGAUCCAUCUGACGUCAUCAGGAUGUGUGAUGCUCAUGGCGAAACACUGGAUCUGGCCAUGAAGGGGAUGCAGGUCGGCCUGCUUAUAGGUUACGAAGGUGCCGAGAAGGACGCUCUUCCAAGGGAGGUCUUUGAUGUGGCAGUUGUGGUCGAGGAGACCAUUGUUGUAAACAACCUCAAGGACGUGCCUUGUAGUUUUGCCAGGCUUAUGGGCACCAUUUACUGCGUGAAUCUAGAGUAUCCACAAGCCAUGAAGUUCUCGUUUGAGUUCCUGCAGAGAGUGGCGAUGAAGAUCCAACCAGACCAAGCCUCUGCCCGAGUACAUGGCUUAAGAAACAAGCUCCUGAGGUACAAAUUGUAGAACAAGUUGGCAUGAAGGACAUUAAGGAUGAGUUAACUUCCUAAUGUUUUGAUUUUCGUUUGCCUUUAGUGAGAUUCUAAGUCUUUGUUGCUGUUCUCAUUUACAUGGGCAUUUUGGCAUUUCUUGGGAAAAAAAUGUGUUUGGUGUAACGUUGAAAAUAAAACUAGAAAGUUUGA